GCGCAGUAGAAAAAGUCCCAGUGUGCGUAUUCCGUCAGUCUUCUCUUUUUCUCCUGACUGGAUGAUGGCCGUGGAUACAGGAAGAGUAACGUUUUCUGGAAGUGUCUGACGUGUGCAAGAGGCCAUUUGCUGAUUGGAUUGCUAUCGUCUCGUACAAACGUCGAUGGCGAUGGAGGUGCCCUCGAGAGUUAUAGCUAUGGUGUCUUCGUCUUCUUCCACCGCCGAUGUUUGCGUUUGCGCUGGUCUUUCCGCUUUGCAGCCUGUUGUGCUUCAUCGCGGUCGCGGCACGUCUCGGGCUGUUCCGCCUGGUGGGGAUUUAUCAAGACCCGGAUCCCGACCCACCAGCCGGCGGCUUUGUGAGACCACUCAUCCGUUGAGUUUGGCAGUGAAUGCCGAUCUUUCACACGUGGCAUGUCCCGACCCGCUCAACUGUGGAGCAGACGAAUGCCACGUGGCAAACUGGUUUCUCUGCAGUCGUGGUCCCCGUUCUUCCAUUGUAAGACAGCAGUCCCGUCGCAGUCGAAGUCGUUCCGCCGGGAAUGCUACCACGUGGCAGUCUCCCUGGCUCGCCACGUUGUGUCGGGAUGGCCGUUUUUCCGAAGCCACCUGCCGUCGCAGUCGAAGUCGUUCCGCCGCGAUCGCUGCCACGUGGCAGUGCCGUCGCAGUCGGAGUCGGUCCGCCGGGAUCGCUGCCAUGUGGCAGUCUCCUUGGCUCGCCACGUUGUGUCGGGAUUGCCGUAUCGCAGCCACCUCCCGCGCCGAAGGUCCCUCGAUUGCCCCGAUCGAGUCGAUAAUGCGAAGUAGCAGAAAGCAGCAGUGCCACGUGGAGGCAGCAGGUAGUGCCACGUGGCAGACUGGCGUGAGGAACCGUUCACGGAGUCCGUCGUCAAAUGCAGUUUCACGUGGCAGCAUCAGUGAAUGCUGCCACGUGGCACUGAGGGGCAAUGGCGAACCGCGAACGGCGGUGGGAUCUUCGAGAGGGAAGAUGACACGUGGCGUGUCACGCAGCGGCUACAAGUGGGAGGAGGCGGUAGAGCCACGUGGCCGCUGGAGGAACCGCAACCGAUCAACGGGCAAUGGCGAACCGCGAACGGCGGUGGGAUCUUCGAGAGGGAAGAUGACACGUGGCGUGUCACGCAGCGGCUACAAGUGGGAGGAGGCGGUAGAGCCACGUGGCCGCUGGAGGAACCGCAACCGAUCAACGUGUCAGUUCAGGGUGAGAGAGGAUACGGAGACGGAGGGAGGGGCGUCGUCGUCGUUGGACCGCGAUCUCGGCGGCGAACGAGCCACGUGGCUCGGCCCGCCGUUGGGGGAAUCGCAUUGUGACACGUGGCGUGCACGUGCAAUCCCUGGGGUGAAUGCUGCUGACGUGGCACUGACUUCAGAGUUUUCCGCGGCGGUCAGUGCUGCUGCUGAUGAUGAUGAUCGGACAGGCGGCGAGCAUGCGAAGAGCUUCUUGCUGAGCGAGAACGUAAGGAUGAUAGAUUGGCUGGAAAAGCAACGGGAUGAUGACGUGGCAACGUCAUGGCAUGCCACGUCAGCAGAGUCCAGACAGCCCAUCGCCGUGAAGGGCGUUGAAGUCGGCGUGGCUGUGCGCUUGCAUGGAAAACUAAUCAGGCAGAGACGGUUGCAGCAGUGCCUGGAAAUGCUCGAAUCUCUCCUUGAGGAUGAAGGGGGCCGUGGCGUGCUCAUCAAUGCUUUGCUCCCUUGUCAUCGGGAUUUUCUAGACAGCUGUUCUGUUCCGGAGCAUUUGGAUCUGGCCUUUGCCUAUGUGGACCUGUUCCCAGAAUAUGCCACGUGGCUAUCUGCCCCGUUGAUUGCCACUUGUGGCAGGGUUCAACGGGUGGACAAGAUUGAAUCUGUUUUGGAUCGGCAACGACAGCUGGGAGUAAUGCCUGACGAGUGUGCGUAUGUGGAAGCAGUGCUGGGGGCAGCCAAGUCCGGCAAGAUGAGAAAGGCGAUGGAGUUUUUUCAGAGAGCGCAGAGAGAUGGCGUGUGUGACACCGCUUGCUGGAAUGCUCUGAUUGAAGCUUAUAGUUUGCGUGGCAAUUCGAAGCAAGCAGUGUUCUCAGUGUACGAGAAGAUGAAGUUGUGUUCGUCUGCUCCCAAUUUCACCACCUUUCUGCUUCUGCUCAAGGCAGCACGGGGGCCGGGAAACGUGGCCCAGGCCGAUACCGUUUACAAGGAAAUGAAAAGCAGAGGAUUCAAGCCUACUGCACACGUUUUCACUCUCCUAUUUGGAGUGGCGAAGGCUGCAGUAGAUAAGGGGCCCCGCAAUAAAGCCCUUCACGAGAUUGGCCUAACAACGUGGGCGUGGCACGAGGACAUGGAGAUUGUGGGAAUCGCACACAAUGUGUUCACAUUGAGCGCAUUGAUGAGCGUUGUCGGGCGAAUUGGAUCUAUGUGGAAGGUUGCUUAUGAUUCAUUUUACGAGUCCAGAUUCUGCGAUGACAACGAUGCAAAUGUGUCGGCGUACAGUGCUAUGAUUCACCUCUGUGCUCAAGCAGGGAUGGUUGACCAGGCAUUAGAACUCCAAAGAGAGUUAAAGGAUGCUGGAGCUGAGCCUAUGUCGUUUGCAUUGGCGGCAGUCAUCGCCGCCUGUAAGAUGGACCGUGCGUUUGAAAUUUUCGAGGAGAUGAAAAAUGACAAAAGAAAUCCUCCCGAUGGAGUUACGUACAGCACGUUGAUCACCGCCUGCGGGCAAGCGCAGCAGGUAGAUCGAGCCUUCAGUUUGCUUGAAGAAAUGCGUAGCCGGGGGAUCACACCAUCUGGCCCUGUGUUUACAGCUCUGAUGACGGCAUGUGUGAAGGCGCAGAAACCAGCAGAUGCAUUCACAGUGUAUGCGGAGAUGAAGGCUGCGAGGAAGACCCCAACUCAAGUCACAUUUGGAUGUCUUCUGAAUGCCUGCCUGGAGCUGAGUGAUGUCCAGCGAGCAUUUGAGGUGUACGAAGAGAUGCUGAAGAUGGGGGUUCAGCCAAAUGAUGGAUGCCAUAACAUCCUGAUAAGGGUAUAUCGAGCAGUUCGAUUCUUCUCUUUGAUGCGGACGAUGAACAUUCCUCGCGAUCAAGGAUCGUUCCUCGCUCUCGUCCAGAGCUGUGCGCGAGAUAACCAGGCACUCAAGGGUUAUAACUUUUUCCUGGAGAUGGAUAGCCGUGGGAUGCCUCCAGAGUCUCAUGCUUGCAGCGAACUGAUAAGCUCCUUGUGCAGGGCUGGGGAGAUGCAAUGUGCAUUUAAAGUUCGGGAGAAGAUGAUCAGCGCUGGCGUAAAUGCUCAGCAGUUUGCUCUGUGCGAUCUCAUCAGCAUGUGCAGCCGUGGAGGGCGUCAUCAGAAAGCACUAGAGCUCUAUGACGAAUUCAAACGUCAGGCAGCGAUGCCUCCGGGUAGCCUGUACUCCGAAGCGGGAUUGCCUUUGGCAGGGAAAAAUGGAAAUACACAAUCAACAAGAACGAGUCCAAAGACGACGGGCACCUUUUUCCCUUACUCCCCAAGCGCCCCUCCUCAUAUGACGGUAAUGACAUCAACUGCCUGUGAAGCAUUGAUCGAGGCGUGUUGCUUGCGUGGCCAGAUUGAGAAGGGAAUGGCUGUCUUCCAAGAUGCUCUGGAGGCAGGAGUUCAUUUGAACACAGCAACGCUCGCUUACCUUGCUAACGUCUGCUCCAGGGAGAAAUCUGGUGUCAGUUUUCACAUCUAUGCGGUGACGGCCCAGCUUCGUAAAGAACUUGCGCGGAGGAAGACGCUCGAGAUAGAUAUGGAGAGCGAGCAGGCCGCCGAGUACAAACAGGCGCAUUUCCGCAGCGGAAGAGGUUCUCAUGAUGGAGAUGGAGAGGAAUUUGAGUGGUCCGAGGAGGAGGACGAAGAAGAAGAAGAAGAAGAAGAAGAAGAAGAAGAAGAAGAAGAAGAAGAAGAUCGUACAGAAGAGGAGUGGAGGGAGCAGACGGAGGGUAGAAAGGGAUCAUCCAACAGAAGCAGGAAUGUGGAAGGAGGGGGUAGGAACGAAGGAGGAGGAAAACCGGAGCAUGAUGACUCGCAAAAGCCAGGUCAUAGUUUUCAGGAUGUUUCACGAGAGGAGCAGUCAACAACAGUGAUGAAAACCAAGAAGCAGGAAGAGGAGGAGGAGGAGGAGGAGGAGGAUCAGGAGGAGGAGGAAGAGGAGGGUCUCAUGGAAGAAGAAGAAGAAAACAAGAACUACGAGAAGAAUGUUCGUGAGAAGAAGGAAGAAGAAUGGAAUUGCAUCCACGAGUGCAUCUCGAGAAUUGAAAACACAGGACUUCCCACAUGGGAGUUGGACGCUCAACCAAACGGCUAAGCGGACCGGGAAGAAAGUAAAGCCCCAAGACGAGU
This is a messenger RNA of Chara braunii, 4341 nucleotides long. The record is from the annotation of a GenBank genome assembly. Lineage: Eukaryota; Viridiplantae; Streptophyta; Charophyceae; Charales; Characeae.